CCACCGUCCAGCCCGCUGCCGCCCCCACCCUCCAGCCCGCUGCCGCCCCCGCCCUCCAGCCCGCUGCCGCCCCCACCUUCCAGCCCGCUGCCGCCCCCGCCCUCCAGCCCGCUGCCGCCCCCACCCUCCAGCCCGCUGCCGCCCCCGCCGUCCAGCCCGCUGCCGCCCCCGCCCUCCAGCCCGCUGCCGCCCCCACCGUCCAGCCCGCUGCCGCCCCCACCCUCCAGCCCGCUGCCGCCCCCACCCUCCAGCCCGAUGCCGCCCCCACCGUCCAGCCCGCUGCCGCCCCCACCCUCCAGCCCGCUGCCGCCCCCGCCCUCCAGCCCGCUGCCGCCCCCACCUUCCAGCCCGCUGCCGCCCCCGCCCUCCAGCCCGCUGCCGCCCCCACCCUCCAGCCCGCUGCCGCCCCCGCCGUCCAGCCCGCUGCCGCCCCCACCAUCCAGCCCGCUGCCGCCCCCGCCGUCCAGCCCACUGCCACCCCCACCCUCCAGCCCGCUGCCACCCCCACCAUCCAGCCCGCUGCCGCCCCCACCCUCCAGCCCACUGCCGCCCCCACCCUCCUAUCCGCUGCCGCCCCCACCCUCCAGCCCGCUGCCGCCCCCGCCAUCCAGCCCGCGGCUUCCUCCGCCGUCCAGCCCGCUGCCACCCCCACCCUCCUACCCACUGCCGCCCCCGCCGUCCAGCCCGCUUCCGCCCCCACCCUCCAGCCCGCUGCCGCCCCCGCCCUCCAGCCCGCUGCCACCCCCACCAUCCAGCCCGCUGCCGCCCCCACCCUCCAGCCCGCUGCCGCCCCCGCCAUCCAGCCCGCGGCUUCCUCCGCCGUCCAGCCCGCUGCCACCCCCACCCUCCUACCCACUGCCGCCCCCGCCGUCCAGCCCGCUUCCGCCCCCACCCUCCAGCCCGCUGCCGCCCCCGCCCUCCAGCCCGCUGCCACCCCCACCAUCCAGCCCGCUGCCGCCCCCACCCUCCAGCCCGCUGCCGCCCCCACCCUCCAG
Molecule: messenger RNA, 995 nt
Organism: Astrephomene gubernaculifera
Lineage: Eukaryota; Viridiplantae; Chlorophyta; Chlorophyceae; Chlamydomonadales; Astrephomenaceae
Source: the annotation of a GenBank genome assembly